UGGAGAUCUUACUGGCAAUAUUUUGUUAAGCACUACAUCACAAAGGAUAUUUAACUCAUUACAACCAGUUUAGUAAAUGCUUCCUGGCUAGCAAUUCCUACAAACUAGAUAGGUGACUCAUACAGUUAUCACUUUUGUUUUGAUGGAAAGAAGUUGGUCAGUUUGGAGUUGUGAGAUCACAGCCAUCUCUUGGAACAAGUCACUGCGCCACCACCACCAACUGAUAAUCUCCAUGCUGGUAGUGGCUGAAUAUUUCCUUUUGCCUACCCCAAAUUUGGAGCUCAUUUACAUUCUGACAGCUUAAUUAAGUGCUGUAGUUGUAAAUAGACAAUUUAAGGCAGAUUGAAGCUAACUAGAGUGUGUGUUCCUGCUGUGUUUGUGAAAGGUGCUAUUAGACACUGUAAAGACUCCUAUUGCCUGUCUCCAACCAGAAAGAAGGUGUGUGCCAGUGCUAAUCUGAUCAUCUAGGCUUUCCUCCAUAGUCAGUGGUGAUCUCUCCCAUUUUAUACUCAUCCAUGAAGAUGGGGAAAAUUGCUGUGUGGAUGUGCCCCUCUGACUACACCAGAAACCUAAAUAACUAAAGCACAGUGUAGAAUUCAUCUUACUGUACAUGUCCCAUAUGUGCUACACUGGAAGCAGCGUGUUGUACUGGAAGUGCUUAUGAACCAGAAUUUGCUUCUCAUCUUGGGAGCUUUCCUCAUCAUCAUUCUUCCCAAUCAGGUUAGUUCUAGCAGUACACCUGUUCUUGAGAGGGCAAGUUGUUGUAUGUGUUGAUUUGAACUUCCAGAAUUUUUCCAAAUACGAAGGAUUUACAGACUUCAAAACAGAGAUAUAUCAAUUGUAUUUCUGUAGUUGCUGAAUGCACAGAAGCUCUAGCAGAUAAGGUACUCAUUCUUUUUCCAUUCCUGCCUCCUCACCUUGGACUGUUGGCUCCUACAAACAUGUAGCAGAGUUCUGAAGCACAGCACAAAGGUAAGAGAAAUAGUGUGGCAACCAAAAUAAUUAAAGGCAAUCAAGACUCUUUUCACCUCCCCUUUCUGGCACAACUGCUUCAGUGACUGGAAUUAGCAACGUAAUGCACAAUUUACUAAAAAGUUGAAGGCAUAAAAGAUUGCAAGAACAGUUGAGACUCUAGUAAGCUUUCCCUGUAUUCAUCUUUAGGAGAGAAGCUUUACUGAGAAACGGUCACACUAAAGUGGCAGGCCUCUUUUCAAACUGCUUCAGUUAUGAGCAUAUGUAUCUUGAGACUUGUCCUUUUUAGCUUUCAGUCUCAUCAGGUUUUUUGCUAAAAAGAUUUAUCAAAUCUCAUAAAGCUAAAUAUGCAGACAAGAAGAAAGAAGCAGAGGCUUAUCAACAACUGGCAGAAACUGCUGAGAUCUGCAAUAACUCUGGCAGCUGGAGACAUGCACAGACACGGUAAAGUCUAAGCACGCAGAUAAGCUGUGUUCUGCCCACACCCAGCUCAGACACAAUACAGCUUUGGAGAGUUACAGAAGCACUGGAUCUCUGAGUAACUCCCUUCAGAAAAUCUUCACAAUGUUCCUGGCUAAAGCUUUGCUGAGUGGCGGAAGUGGUAGUGGCCGUGGAGGAAGCCUCGCACGUGGCCUUGGGGGUCUCCUCACAGGAGGUGGACAUGGAGGGAACCUUGGAGGACUUGUUGGAGGUCUUGUCAAUCUCAUAAGUGAAGCAGCAGCUCAGUAUAAUCCAGAGCCACCUCCACCUCCUCACAACCAUUUUACGAAUGUUGAAGCUCAUGAGAGCGAGGAGAUUAGACAGUUCCGUCGCCUUUUUGUCCAGCUGGCUGGAGAUGAUAUGGAAGUGUCUGCUACCGAGCUAAGGAACAUCCUGAACAAAGUGCUUUCCAGACAUCAAGACCUGAAGACAGAUGGCUUCAGCUUAGACACAUGCCGUAGCAUGGUAGCGGUCAUGGACAGCGAUACAAAUGGCAAACUGGGCUUUGAAGAGUUCAAAUAUCUGUGGAACAACAUCAAGAAAUGGCAAUGCGUCUACAAGCAGUAUGAUACCAACCAGUCAGGCACUAUUGGGAGAGCUCAGCUGCCGGAGGCCUUGCGGGCUGCAGGGUUCCACCUGAACGAAGAGCUCUGCCAGGUAAUCGUGCGCAGAUAUGCCAGCGAGGACGGCAGCAUGGAUUUUAACAACUUCAUUAGCUGCUUGGUGAGGCUGGACAGCAUGUUCCGGACCUUCAAGUCCCUGGACCAAAAUGGAAGUGGGCAGAUCAAAAUAACCAUUGAAGACUGGCUGCAGCUGACCAUGUAUUCAUGAAAGCAUAGCAGAGAAGAAUAAGCUUUAUCUGAAAGAUACACUUUGAAGACUGCAAUCCUGUAUUAUCAUGCUGUAGUCUUUUCCUUAUUCUAAGGUAGAUGUAGGCAGAGGUACCUAGCUUAGCUUGAAGUGCUCUGAUUCCUCCCGUGCAUGUGUUAAGUCUGCUGUUCUGGAGGGUUUGUGCAAGUUCUCAGUUGCGCAGAUGCAUAAGUCUGUCUCAGAAAACUAGACUCUGAAAUGGGGGAAUAUGUUGGAAGAUCAAAGCUUAGUUAUUUCCUCACAUAAAGCAGGCUUGUAUAGGAAUAUAACUAUUAUUAAAAAAGCUCUAAGUUUGGUGGGGUUUUGUGAUGUUACUGUUCCAAUUUGUCAGCAUUCAGUAAGCUGAAAUAAAGCUCUGCUUGCCUGAAGGCAGUCACCAGUAGAGUUGAAUGGAUUCAUAAGUUGUGCAGUUAUUUCUAACAAGGGAAUAAACAUUAAAGUUGCAAUGACUACAAUGA
Molecule: messenger RNA, 2780 nt
Organism: Oxyura jamaicensis (ruddy duck)
Lineage: Eukaryota; Metazoa; Chordata; Aves; Anseriformes; Anatidae
Gene: CAPNS2
Product: calpain small subunit 2
Exons: 1
Coding region: 1537-2283 (248 amino acids)
Molecular function (GO): calcium ion binding
Source: RefSeq, a predicted model, not a curated record